Molecule: messenger RNA, 1575 nt
Organism: Thlaspi arvense
Lineage: Eukaryota; Viridiplantae; Streptophyta; Magnoliopsida; Brassicales; Brassicaceae
Source: the annotation of a GenBank genome assembly
AUGCUUGCGAAUACGCGAAGCAACGAUGCAAAUAAUGGUCGAUCAAAUGCCGGAGGAAGUCGUUCAAAGCGUAAAGAUAAAUCAACCGAUGAACCCAAAUACAUAUGGAAUUCUAGAUAUACCGAAAGUUUUCUCGAACUUGUAAACAACGAGCUGAAAGCAAAAGGCUACGUCAUAAGAUUGCCGGACAAUCCUGGCAAGAGACGAGUUGAAGAGAAAUUUUAUGAAAUGACUGGAGUUAAGUUGAGUUGGGAACCAGAAAUGAAAAGCAGAAUCAACUAUAUGCGAAAAUUAUGGCACCAUUACAGCAUAUUAGUUAAUCGCACCCGUGUUUCAGCUGAUUCUACAAUCGGAAAGAUAAAUAUGUCAGAGGGUUGGUGGAACGACAUAAUUGCGGAAUUUGGGAACAAUGGCAAAUUUGUACGAGUGUUGCAAAGUAAGCCUCUUCCGUUUAAAGAGCUACUCGAUCAAAUCUAUAGUAAACAUGACGUGGAGCAGGAUGAUCGUUAUUCGCCACACACUCUUCGCACACACCUCCAACAAACACUAGACGAGGGAGCUAGCGAUGAUGAUAUAGGUGUGGAUGAAACUGCAGAAGAUAAUACGACUCAAACUCCUUUGGAUUUAACAUCUGAGGAUGAGUUUCCGCGAGCUGGUCAAUCACCAACACCCACUACUAGAGAACGUGUACGUAGCUCGCCAUCCCGUACAAAUAAAUCAAGCUUGCGUGUUCGGAAGGUUACUACUACACAUACAAAUCGAAGAAGGAUCCACUUUGAGACGCAAGUUCAAGCAGGAUUUCAACGCCUUGAAGAGUCUCGUACGGGUUUAUUGGAUGUCUUACGUUUACAACAUAAUCCAAAAGCAACUUUUGGAGAUGCUUUGGUUGUGUUAGAAUCGUUGACGGUUGAACCAAUGGGAAAAUUUUGGUGGGCAGCAAAUAAGUUGUUGCUGAACGAUGAAGAUGCUCGUGAUGGGUUCGUGAAAUUACGGAGUGAAGACAAUAAAAUUCAGUUCUUGGAAAAGCUUACUGGCAUUGAUAGAUAUGGUCUACCAUGUGAUAUUAUCAAUUUGAAAGGGCCAAACAGUUUCACGACUCCUUAUGUUCCGGCCACACAUUCACAAAUGGCAGGAACAGACACUAAUGCUUCUUCAAGUUUUGGCGCUAGAUAUGGAUUGUUUGAAACAAGUUCUUCAGGGACUAGCUUUUCCACUUUGCUUGGGCUACGUUUUUAUAUGUUUCUAACACUAUUGUAUGAACUUCGUAUAGCAGAGUUACAUCUACGUGGCAUUGAAAAUUUGUCCAACGAAGAAAUUGCAGAGCUGAUAUUAUUGGAAGAAGCUGAAAUUUUAGAGACUCAUAUCUCUCCGGUGAUGGAAUAUUAUGGAAAAUAUUUCUAUAAAAAACCAAUGUCUAAAGACACAGGCAAAGGAUGGCGCAUAAUUCAGGAUCAAAUCUACGACAAUGAAGCUUCAUAUGAAACCGAAGCUGGAACUUAUAUGAGGAUUGUCCGCGAUAAAAUUUUUGAGGAUAUGUGGCUCGAUAGUCAACGUAGUUUUCGAUAUCAACGUUAG